Messenger RNA from Solanum pennellii, 1161 nucleotides. Its product is annotated as protein GID8 homolog. The transcript is spliced from 6 exons. Gene Ontology annotation, molecular function: protein binding. Gene Ontology annotation, biological process: proteasome-mediated ubiquitin-dependent protein catabolic process. Lineage: Eukaryota; Viridiplantae; Streptophyta; Magnoliopsida; Solanales; Solanaceae. The record is from RefSeq and is a predicted model, not a curated record. Gene Ontology annotation, cellular component: cytoplasm; nucleus. The coding region runs from base 317 to 889 and encodes 190 amino acids.
AAUAAAUCGAGGGCAUUUCUGGUAACUUGAGCAACUGUCCAUUAUUCUUCUUCUUCAACCUUCACAGUUCUUCCCCAAAUUUUGAAAUUUUACAAAACUUGCAGAAUUCUCCCCCAGAUUCAUUUUCUUCGAGGUGGAGUGUUGAACACUAAUGUCAUUGUUCUGGAUUCCGUAUCGUCGCUAAGCUGAACUGAUGCCAUGUCCACGAAAAAGAAAUUAAUUACGAGAGAUGAUUGGGAGAAGAGGCUCAAUGAUGUAAAGAUUAGAAAAAAAGAUACAGAUAGAUUGGUAAUGAAUUUUCUAGUUACAGAGGGUUAUGCAAAAGCUGCAGAGAAGUUCAAAAUGGAAUCAGGAACGAAACGUAUCCUUAGCUGAGAUUGAUCUCGCUAGCAUCGAGGACCGGAUGGCUGUAAAUAAGGCUGUGCAGUCUGGUAAUGUGGAGGAUGCAAUCGAGAUGGUUAAUGAUUUGAAUCCCGAGAUAUUAAAAACGAAUCCCCAACUCUUUUUCCAUCUCCAACAGCAAAGGCUGAUAGAAUUGAUAAGGAAUGAAAAGGUUGAAGAAGCUUUGGAGUUUGCUCAAGAGGAACUGGCUCCAAGGGGAGAAGAAAAUGAAAGCUUCUUAGAAGAUUUGGAGAAGACUGUUGCAUUGCUAGCUUUCGAAGAAGUAUCUGAAUGCCCAGUUAGAGAGCUUGUAGAUGUAUCCCAGCGCUUAAAGACCGCAAGUGAGGUAAAUGCGGCAAUUCUUACCAGCCAAAGUCAUGAAAAAGAUCCGAAGCUUCCAAGCCUAUUGAAGAUGUUGAUAUGGGUACAGGACCAGCUUGAUGAAAAAGUUUAUUACCCUCGCAUAACCAAUCUGUCGACUGCAUCACUUGAAAAUCCUGCUGUCUAAAAUACAAUCCAAGUUCCCUUCACUUCACGGUUGCAUGCAUCCUCCCUGAAUAUAGCUAAGGCAAGAAGACCUUAUACUCUUUUCUUUUAACCACUCGUUGCUGGUUGAUUCAUUUUCAUUGAUCUAUGGUUUCUUAGGCAUACGUUAGAUUUGGCAGUAGGAUGUGCAGUUAAUUACUCAACAGACCUAGUUUGUAUUUUCCUUUUUAAAGGUAAUUGAUGAUUAAUAAAAAACUACAUAAUUCAAUGAGGAAAGACUCUUCCUUUGCCAAA